Messenger RNA from Rotaria sordida, 2100 nucleotides. Lineage: Eukaryota; Metazoa; Rotifera; Eurotatoria; Philodinida; Philodinidae. The record is from the annotation of a GenBank genome assembly.
AUGUUAUUCGAAGGUCCACUUAGUAAGUGGACAAAUGUUAUUCAUGGUUGGCAAUAUCGUUAUUUUGUUCUUGAUCCUACACAAGGAAUGCUUAUUUAUUAUACAUCCAAAGAUAAUAUGGUUAAAGGAGAACGACGUGGUGUUGUUUUAUUAAAGGAUGCACAUUUAGGUAUUGAUUCAGAAGAUGAUAGUACAUUUACUAUUCGAUCAAAUGGUAAAACAUUUCAUUUCCAAGCUCGUGAUGCUGAAGAAAGACAAAAAUGGAUAUCAAAUCUUGAAGAUGCUAUUUCUCUUAAUACAAAUAAUACAAAUAAUUUAUCAUAUUCACAUAAAACAAUAUUUCAACGUAAAAUAACAGAAGCUGACAGUUAUUUACAAAUAUUAAUUGAUCAAGUGAAUGAAUUAGAACAAAUUAGUAAUCAAGUACAAGAAACAAAAGAACGGGAAUGUUAUAAUCGUAUUAUUUUAUCUGCUAAAAGAUUAAUCGAAGCUGUCAAAUAUUCUAUUUUAUCACUUCAAUUAGCAAAACAUCAUUGUUCACAACGGACACCAUAUCGUUAUAUGAACGAACAAUUUUUUGAAUCGAUUCAAAUGGAUCCACAGAAUGAAAUAAAAACUAAUGUCGAUCAUCAAACUAUAUUAUCAGAUAUAAGUAUAAAUAAAGAUGAAGCAUCGUCAAAUACUACUCAGACAAUAAUUCGUAGUGAUACAAAUGAAAAAAUAACUAAAGAUAAUAAUCUAAUUGAACCUUUAGAUUUUCAUACAGCUGCAAAAACUGUUCGAAAAAAAUUUCCUAUAUCAUCUUAUUCAAGUAGUGAUGAUGAUAAUGAUUUUUAUGAUGCUGAUGAACCAAUCGAUGUAUCGGUCUUUUUAUCAUCUUCAAAUCCACAAACAGAUGAAAAAACCACAAUAAAUGGAACAUCUCUUACAAAUGAAUCACAAAUUCCAUUUGAAAUUUAUGAAGCUGCUUAUGAAGAAGAACCUGAAGAAGAUCUUGCACCUAUCGAUGGAACUAUUAUUUCACAUUUAAUCUCGCAAGCACGUAUAUCAAUGGAUUUAACUAAAAUAACAUUACCAACAUUUAUUCUUGAACGACGUUCUUUUCUUGAAAUGCUUGCUGAUUUUCUUGCUCAUCCCGAUGAAUUUGUUAAUGUUACAGAUUAUCAAACACCACGUGAUCGUUUUAUACAAGUUGUUAAAUGGUAUUUAUCUGCAUUUCAUGCUGGUCGAAAAAGUCCAGUAGCUAAAAAACCAUAUAAUCCAAUACUUGGUGAAACAUUUCAAUGUUUAUAUGAUAUUGGUUCAUCAUCAUCAUCUUCAAAUACAACAAUUGCAAAAGAUGGUCCUGUUUCAUGGGCAUCAGAUAAUAAUGUUACUUUUAUUGCUGAACAAACAUCUCAUCAUCCUCCAAUUGCUUCUUUUUAUGCUGAAUGUCCUGCAAAACAUAUUCAAAUAGAUGGAUGUCUAUGGACAAAAUCAAAAUUUCUUGGUCUUUCAGUUGCUGUUCAUAUGAUUGGUGAUGCAACAUUAACAUUACUUGAUCAUGAUGAACGUUAUAUUAUGACAUUUCCAAGUGCAUAUGGACGUUCUAUCCUUGGAGUACCUUGGUUUGAAAUGGGUGGUAAAAUAACAAUUGAAUGUGAAAAAACCGGAUAUUUAGCUAAUAUUGAAUUUUUAACAAAACCAUUUUAUAAUGGAAAAAAACAUCAAAUAAUUGGUACUUUAUUUGGUCCAGAUAAGAAAGAAUUUUGUAAAAUUGAUGGUGAAUGGAAUGGUGUAAUGAAUGCAAAAUAUAUUGAUAGUAAAAUAUCGGAAGUUUUUUUUGAUACAAAAAAAACAGCAGUUAUUAAAAAAAUUGUUCGACCAAUUGCUGAACAAGGUGAAUAUGAAAGUCGUCGUUUAUGGAAAGAUGUAACUUAUUAUCUUAAAUCUAAACAACUUGAUAAAGCAACUGCAGCAAAAACAUUUCUUGAACAACGACAACGUGAAGAAGCUAAAGAACGUAAUGAAAAAUCACUUAAAUGGCAAACAAAAUAUUUUACUGAAUCGGGUGAAUUAAAAUGGACUUAUGAAAAUAAAUUAAUUAAACGUUUAAAAUGA